Branchiostoma belcheri (Belcher's lancelet) is the source of this 2053-nucleotide messenger RNA. RefSeq names its product ficolin-2-like. Bases 1351 to 1938 code for a protein of 195 amino acids. Lineage: Eukaryota; Metazoa; Chordata; Leptocardii; Amphioxiformes; Branchiostomatidae. The record is from RefSeq and is a predicted model, not a curated record. The transcript has 4 exons.
AAACACUGUCAUCUCUGAUGGUGAUUAUUUAUACAUGUGUAGUACUGAAACAAACAUGAAACAUGUGGGUUAGUGGGAUGAGCAUAGGGCUUGUUUCACCAUCUAUCCCUCAGAUGCUCGGGACAGACAAAUCUCUGCCAUGCCACUUGAUGGACAGAAAUCUAAAUUAAAACACUGUCCAUUACUGGUGACCACAGCACCAUCAACCACAGCAAUUCCUAAACCUGCACUCCUGUCCCAGCCUUUGACUUGCUUCCUCUCACAUGUGUUGCUCUCCAGAUUAAACAUUUUUCUACAAUCCUAUGCCCCACACUCUGCCUAGUAAACAGUUUUGACAUAAAACAGAAGAUACUGUAACCCAUUCUGUAAACAGUGAGCUGUUGGCAUCCAGCCAUGACUGCAUUUAUCUGGCACACACGGAGAGACUGAACUGUACAUGCGCUCUGUUCUGAUAUUUUCACUUCCCAUCGCCAGUUUAAAGAUGGGUUCAGCCCUGAUGCAGCAGGUUCUUGCUGUCACUACUGUCCUAUGUGCAGCACAGUUGGCGCUCACAGCAGGUCAGCCUCUGGAGCCAGCUGUCCCUGGUACUCCUAAUCACCCUGACAGUCCUCAGGUCUGUAUCUGUAGUCUGUCCUCGUUUCACCUACAAGCCUUACAGAGGGCUAGCAAGAUUGCCACUAGAAUGGGUGGGGCCCUUAUGAUGAGUUAUUAGUCAAGUUCAAACCUCUAUUGCACAUUGUAUUUCAUUUCCAGCCCAGUCAGUGCCCAUGUGAGGCAAGUCUGCAGCAGACCAGGCAGCAACACGACAGUCUGAUGGCAGAAGUGACAAAACUGUCAGAGACAACCAACCUGCAGCUGGAGGGCAUGCAGGCCUCUCUCCACAGGCUAGAACAGGUUUCUGCACUUUUCUCUAUGUUGUCCCAGCAUCUCCCCACUAUGUGGCACACCUCUCCCCGGCAUCAUCAGCACAUAUCUUAUUCAUUGUACAUAUACAUGUACAAUGUAUUACUAAUAUGGAUGCUUUGACAACUAUAACUACAUGUAGUAUCAUAGCUUUGGUGUCAUUGAUUAGGGAUUAGACUGAAACAAAAUUCAUGAUUGACACUGUUGUCCUAGCUCCUCCUCACCCUGCAGACCCAGCUAACCUCCACAGGACAGGAUCAGGACCAGACGGAGGAGGCUCCAGGUGUGAAAGACACGCCCACAAGUCUUCCCAUCACUCCCCGCAGGGACAAGCCACCAGAAGCUCCUGCAGAAGACUGUUCCCAGCUGUAUCGCCGUGGUUACCACACCAGUGGUGUGUUCACCAUCAGCCCUCAAAAAGACACACAGUUUCGCAUCUGGUGCGACAUGGAGACAGCAGGUGGUGGCUGGUCGGUUAUCCAGAGGCGAGUGGAUGGUUCAGUCUGGUUUAACCGGACGUGGGAUCAGUACAAGUGGGGGUUUGGUUCGGUGGAGGGGGAGUUCUGGUUGGGCAACGACAAAAUCCACCAGCUGACGGACAGGGGAGACCUCAGGCUACGAGUCGAUCUGCAGGACUGGGAGGGGAACACCGCAUAUGCCGAAUAUAACACCUUCAGGCUGUCUAACGAAAGGAACAAGUACAGGCUGCAGAUCUAUGGCUACUCUGGCACUGCAGGGGAUGCCAUGACUGGGAGCGACCCCAACAACGGGGCACCGUUCUCGACACUCGACCGCGACAACGACGGACACGACAGGACAUCCUGUGCCCAGCGGUAUGGUGGCCAGGGUGGCUGGUGGUUCCACAACUGCGGGCAGUCGUACCUGAAUGGGCGCUACCUGCGGGCAUGUGGAGACGCAUGUCCGUAUGCACAGGGGGUAGUCUGGAGCGAGUGGAAAAACUUCCACUACUCACUCAAGCUGGCAUCCAUGAAAGUCAGACCAAACAACUUCCAAAUCAGUCAUAACAAAAACUAAAUGCUUAGGGAAGCAAAGCAGUUUGUUUUCUUCAGAAAAAAGAGCAAUGUUAGAGUAUAUCUCUUUGGCCAGGUAGGAAGAUUAACAACAGCAGAAAUAUGCAAACAAUGAUACA